Messenger RNA from Malassezia vespertilionis, 2301 nucleotides. It is a transcript of the gene ENP2, whose product is annotated as Small ribosomal subunit biogenesis. The coding region runs from base 1 to 2301 and encodes 766 amino acids. Gene Ontology annotation, biological process: maturation of SSU-rRNA from tricistronic rRNA transcript (SSU-rRNA, 5.8S rRNA, LSU-rRNA). Gene Ontology annotation, molecular function: protein binding. Lineage: Eukaryota; Fungi; Basidiomycota; Malasseziomycetes; Malasseziales; Malasseziaceae. The record is from RefSeq and is a predicted model, not a curated record. Gene Ontology annotation, cellular component: small-subunit processome; 90S preribosome; nucleus. The transcript has a single exon.
AUGUCGGCGACGCAUGAGCCCGCGCGGGUGUAUAUCGUGUCUGGAGCAUCAUCCACGUCUGCUACAGAUGCAUCCUACAACUCAUCUUCACUUCCUGAUAUUUUGAGGCGAUCUGGCUCGUCGAAUAAGCGCAAGAAACGAAAAGGCGCGAUUGAAAACGACAAAAUCCUCUCGAAAAUCGAGCUGAUUCAGGACUUUGAGUUCCCUGAAGCAAGCAACAAAAUUCGAUUUACUCGCGAUGGACGGAACAUUAUGGCUUCCGGCACAUACAAGCCACAAAUACGUUUGUGGGACUGCGAGCAGCUCAGUCUGAAAUUCGAGCGGCACACCGAUGCGGAAAACGUCGACUUUGUUCUUCUCUCUGAUGACUGGACAAAGUCACUUCACUUGCAGAGCGACCGCUCACUGGAGCUGCAUGCACAGGGCGGUACUCAUACAAGAGUGCGUCUUCCGCGAUUCGGGCGCACACUCAACUACCAUUUCCCCUCCGCCGAUGCAUUGGUCGGUGCGAGCGGCAACGAAGUGUACCGCGUAAACCUGAGCCAAGGCCGCUUCCUUGCGUCUUACGUGCUUGGGUCGCACGGUAAUUUGGUCACGGGCUGCAACGCCAUCGACGUGAAUCCUGCGCACGGUCUCCUGAGUUUCGGCACAGAAGGCAACGGGAUCGUCGAGCUUUGGGAUCCCCGCAUGCGCCACCAAGCAGGUGCGCUUAGCAUUGCGACAUCCACUCUUAUGGAUACCGCGCUUCUUGCUGCACGCAGGCAACUUCCCGGCGUUGGUGUGCACGACGACGAAGAAGGCGACGUUGUGCGUGCUUCGGAAUCGCUCGCAGUCACUGCACUCGCGUCUUCCGAAGACGGCCUAAAUAUGGCGGUCGGGACUAGUACAGGCCAUGUACUUUUAUUUGAUUUGCGCAUGGACAAGCCGUACAUGACCAAGGACCAAGGUUUUGGUCUUCCGGUUCACUCGCUCUCGUGGCCCGGCGAUCACGGUGCUGCACUGGCCGCUGGCAACAUGGGUGCAGACGCGCAUGCACGCUCUGAAUCGCUCGGCACCGUGCUCAGUGCCGACGCCAAAGUGAUCAAGAUUUGGGAGCGCGAUACGGGCGAUAAUGUGGUGUCGAUCGCGCCGCCUGCUGCGACGGCAAAUUUGAACAAUGUACAGCACUAUCCCGGAAGUGGCCUAAUUUUUUCCACCGCUGAAGCGACGCAGAUGGUGGCUUGGUAUGUGCCUGCACUUGGUCCUGCACCCAAGUGGUGCAGCUUUAUCGACAAUAUUACCGACGAAAUUGAAAGCAGCGACGCAGCCGGUGUCGGCGGCGCAACAAACGCAUACGAAGACUUCAAGUUUGUUGAUCAGGCCGAGCUGGAGCGUUUGGAUUUGGCACACCUGGUUGGCUCUCCUUUGUUGCGACCGUACAUGCACGGAUACUUUAUCUCGCUGAAGCUGUACGAACGCGCGCGCUUGCUUGCACACCCUCACGCGUACGCCGAGGCAAAACAACGUGCCAUCCAGUCCAAACUUGAACGCGAGGCAGAGAGUCGUGUGCGUGCAACGAAAGCGCCGCAAUUGGGCAAGAAUAUUCAAGUGAACCGCAAGCUCGCCACAAAGUUUGCGACGGCGCAGCCAGGAAAAAAGGCAGCGCAAGAUACCAGCGAUAUUUUGGAGGAUACACGUUUCAAGGAACUUUUCACCAACCCCGAAUUUGAAGUGGACGAGACUAGCCGCGAGUACGCUUUGCUUAAUCCCAGCGCAAGCGCGGCACCGAAGCCUGCAUUGCGCGAGUCGGAGCGCAAACUGGUGCCUGCCAUGGAGGAGGCGCUCGAGAGCGAUACAGAGUCGCUUGAUCCGGACCAAAAAGAAAUGGAGUCGUCUUCCGAAGAAGAAGCGCCUGCGCCCCCUCCUGUGCGCGCUUCCAAAGCCGUUCCGCGCAACGCACACAGUGCGCCGCGCCUUGUGGACGAGCGCGGUGCAAGCGAGGGCACAGAUAUGAUGAGUCUUGGCGAGCGCGCACGUCUUCAUACACAUGCCAGUGCACAUACGCAGCCGCAGAGCGCCAUGGCGGGCGCCAUGUCUUUCUCCUUCACGCCUUCUGGCGCCAGUGACGAGCCCAAAAAGACGAAACGCACCAAGAAACCUGCGCAAGACACGUUUGGCGCAGGCCUUUCGAAAGGCGCAGGCGCCGAACAAGGCUACGGCGUGGAAGCGCUUGACGAGCAAGCGCGCUUUGGCCGCAAGCAGCGCCGCAAGCCUGGCAGAAGUGCCAGCAAGAAUGUGAUGCGCGCAAACAGCGCAAACUAG